Messenger RNA from Meyerozyma guilliermondii ATCC 6260, 750 nucleotides. RefSeq lists its product as uncharacterized. The transcript has a single exon. Lineage: Eukaryota; Fungi; Ascomycota; Pichiomycetes; Serinales; Debaryomycetaceae. The record is from RefSeq and is a predicted model, not a curated record. Bases 1 to 750 code for a protein of 249 amino acids.
AUGGUGUUAAAAUCGGGCACCUCAUCAGUAUCACAUAAAUAUAUAGCCGCAAAAUUACGCACCUUCUCGGCCACCCCAUAUAAUAGCUCAUCCAUUAUCAUACAUUCCUUAUCAUUAUCUUUUCCAAAUCGUAUAACAACAAGUCUUUCAUCCUCUGAGAGAAUAGCUUGGUCUACGUGCCAGCCGGUAUGCAAAUGCGGAAGAAAAACAGAUCCCAUGAAUGCAAGUAGAAGAAAGAAGAGGAAUAUCGAUGAGCGCGCAAACACCGCGCUUCGUGCGGCGGUGAGGGUUCCAAAAUAUUUUGCACCCACCACAAAUACCAACAUCAUGCCUCCCGAUCACCUUGAUGGAAAGCCCACACCAGGAAUCUUGACCACUUUUGACUUUCUACCGCCAGCUCAAAAAGCAACUUUCAACGUUCAGCUCGAUAUGCUACGGUCACAAAAAGACUUUCCACUCUCACGCAAAUGGAUAGUGUAUUUUACGAAAAGGGGCAAGACAGCCAUUACAGAACUCGAGCGAGUGUUCGCUUCCAAGGAGGACUAUGUCCAUGGAUUUCGGGACCUUCAACAAAAAUGGAGCCGAAAUAUCCAGAUCGAACAAAUCCAUGUUAUGAGAAUGGGGUUCUACCCGAAACGCAAGUCAAUGUUGUUCGAAACAGGAGGCACGAUGGAAAUCAAGGUUUCAAGUGAGGAUUGGGGCAAGUUUGAAGCCAUUGUGGCGGAAAUGCUUGAAGACAAAAGUAAGUAA